AUGGCGGGAACGACACGGAUCCACAUCUUGCGUGCCGGGUACCUGGUGGCCUUUGGAUACUUCAUGCUGCAGGGGAGCCACCUCCUCCUACAGCCUGUGAUGAUCACUCUCCGGCCACGGGACUGCCUGGUUGCCUACUCGGCUCUGGUGGUUGCUGUGAAGACGUUCCUGUCGGUCGGCGCAUGUGUGUACCUGGAGGCUUUACUCAUCUCCCACUGCUGGCUGGUCCACAGUUUCGGCCUGGACUGCACGGUCCCAGGGUACCAGUUAGGCUGCCCCAACAACGAGCUGGAGCAGUCGGACAGGAUUUACCGGAGCCUGUGGCGCCUGGUGAAGCCGACCCUCGCUUUGCACCAGGCGGGCGUGGCCAGCUCUGAGACGCUGUGCUAUUUUAUGACCAUCCUCUACCACACGCUCCGCGCUUCCAACCUCUCCAUGGUUCUCCCCAUCUUGUCUUUCUUGCGGGCCGUGCUCUCUGUCCCCAGGCCCUCCAGACGAUUUUGGAUGGCACCGAUCUAUUACACAGAGGUAGGUGCCAAGGAGGCCCCCUCGCAGAUCCAGCUCCUGCUAACAGGAGCUGCCAUUGCCACUGCCAGCCCCCUGCUGGGCCUUCUGGAGGCAUUGGUGGGGCAUGGGAUGUGGAGGACCCUCCAGAUCUACCACUCCAUCAACCGGUUCUUCUCCAACCUCUACCGGCCGCCAGCCAGCCGGGUGCGCAACGUGUACACCCUCGCCUUCCUGGUGGAGAUGCUCAACUUGGCCGUUGUCCUCUUUGGCUACUGGGCCUUUGGGAAAGACUCAGCCGCUGACCUGGUGGAGUCGCUCUUGGAGGAGACGGCGCCCAAGGCCUUCCUGGCGAUGGGGCUCAUCCAGUUUGGCACGAUGCUGGGGGACCGGGCCCUCUACCCGCGGAAGGCCUUGCUGGGGAAGUGUGCCUUCCAGGUCCUCGGAGUCCUCCGCGCCCACUUCUGGCCCUUCUUCAUCCUGCCUGGUGUCACCAAGAGGAGGUUUAAUCUCAACCACGUGGCUCAGAUCUGGUACCUGGUGAAAUGCAUCUACUUUGGCCCGUCCGCCUACCAGAUCAGGUGCGACUACCCAAACCAGAUCCUCGGAAAUUUCCUGACCAAACACUUCAACCUCAUCAACCUUAUCUUGUUCAGAGGGUUCCGCCUGGUGCCUUUCCUGCUGGGGCUGAGGGUUGUCAUAGACUGGGUGUGGACUGACACUGCCCUCAUCCUGUCCAAUUGGAUAUGCCUGGAGGACGUGUAUGCCAACAUCUUCAUCAUGAAGUCCUGCCAGGAGUCCGAGAAGAAAUACCCCCGGCCGCCUGGGCGGCAGCAGAAGAAAGCCAUGAAGUACAGGGUUGGGUGCAUCGCCAUGUUCGCUUUGGUCUUCCUCAUGUGGUUCCCCCUGGUUUUAAUGGCCCUGUUGAAGACAGUGGGUGGGGUGACCAACCAGCCCCUGGAUGUGUCGGUCAAGAUCGCCAUCAACAGCUACAAGACCCUGUUCUCCAUGAGCGCUCAGCAGCUCAUGGAAUCUGGUCGCCUUCUCGGAUGCAGACUGUCCUGGGACGUGGACCGCCUGGCCUUCUUCCGCAAAGCCACAGUCCGGCUGCAGCAGCUGAGGCCGGCGGAGGCCCUCACGGCCAGCCCGGCGGCUGAGUGGCGGGGUGUUCAGGAGUGGCGGCCAGGCUGUGACCAGAGCCGGGGCUGCGGCCAGGACAUGGAGCUGCUCAUCUUUCACGACAAAGUCAGCCCCCGGAGCCUGGACUUCCUGGCAGGAUACGGCCUCGUCAGGCUCUACGUGUCGGUGGUGAUGGUCGCGGCCAAGUUCAUCCACGAGCACUUCCCCGGCAUCGCCCGGUCCAUCAUGUACGACCAGCUGCCCGACGUGGUCCGCGUGCUCGGGCUCUGCGCUGCCGUCUUCCCGGUCCGCGAGCUGGGCGAGCUGCAGCUGGAGCAGAAGCUACUGGCCAGGCUCAGCUUCCUGUACCACUCGCCCAAGACCACGAUCAAGUGGACGCACCGGCGCCCGCCGGCCCCCAAACACCCUGUUGCCGGGGCUCCAGAGGGGCCAUGGGAAGCAGCCGUCACGUCCUCAGGCCCUUUGGCCUCGAGAAGCAGGGUCUUUGCCUCAGCCCUGGGUCCCCCUGAUGCCAAGCCCUUGCAGCUGCUCCCCAGCUGA
Messenger RNA from Delphinapterus leucas (beluga whale), 2184 nucleotides. The record is from RefSeq and is a predicted model, not a curated record. NCBI's taxonomy places the organism in Eukaryota, Metazoa, Chordata, Mammalia, Artiodactyla, Monodontidae.